Aspergillus oryzae RIB40 is the source of this 480-nucleotide messenger RNA. RefSeq lists its product as uncharacterized. The transcript is spliced from 2 exons. NCBI's taxonomy places the organism in Eukaryota, Fungi, Ascomycota, Eurotiomycetes, Eurotiales, Aspergillaceae. Bases 1 to 480 code for a protein of 159 amino acids. The record is from RefSeq and is a predicted model, not a curated record.
AUGGACUUCAUGCCCGGAAAGCCACUCCAGGAAGCGUGGAAGGGGAUGGACUCCACCCGCAAACAGCGUGUAGCUGAAGAACUACAUGGCCAUAUAUCUGAACUCCGCAAGCUGAAAGGUUCCUACAUUGGCGCUUUAGGCCGGGGGAAAGCUAUCAUAGGCAAGUUUUCGUCUCUUGAGGGCGGACCUUUCGACUCAGAGCAGGAAUUCAAUGAGUUCAUCCUAGUCGACAUGGUGAGAACGGCUCCAGAUCUUCAUCGACAUUAUACCAAGCAUGCCUUGAGCGGUGAUCACGAGAUUGUUUCUACUCAUGGGGAUUUCGCCCCCCGCAAUAUUUUAGUUGAUGAAGAAGGAUAUGUCACAGCUAUUCUGGACUGGGAGAGUGCCGACUGGCCAAUCUAUCUCGCUCAGAUUCUUCCGCCUAAGUACGAAAAGGAAUAUAUCGGCAUGACAUUUCUUAAUUUAUUUCUACGAACUUAA